This is a messenger RNA of Rhizopus microsporus ATCC 52813, 1018 nucleotides long. RefSeq names its product ankyrin. NCBI's taxonomy places the organism in Eukaryota, Fungi, Mucoromycota, Mucoromycetes, Mucorales, Rhizopodaceae. Gene Ontology annotation, molecular function: protein binding. The transcript is spliced from 3 exons. The coding region runs from base 77 to 1018 and encodes 313 amino acids. The record is from RefSeq and is a predicted model, not a curated record.
GCUUAAUUUUACAGAUUCUUGCUUUAUCGAAAUUGACUUGUCAAGCAAAGAAGCUAUUUCAAAAUAUCAGGAGCAAAUGUCUAUAGAUAUCGAUACAUCACCUUCCGUCUCAAUAUGGAAAGCAGCAGAGACAGGCGACAUAGAAGCUCUUGAAUACUUUUUACUACACAAUACUGAGCUACUCAACAUGCGUGAUCCAAACACAGAAUGUACACUUCUUCACCUCUUAGUUUCCAAUGUACCCGACCCUAUACGACCACUAGAGCUCCUACUGAAACAUGGAGUAGACGUUACAGCUCAAAACAUUUAUAAUGUCCAAGCGAUUCAUGCUGUCUUUCUGAACUGUUCUUGUCCACUCGAAGCUGUCCGAUUGCUUUUAUCAUAUGAUGCAAACCCCAAUGCGCGAGAUGGCGAUGGAUGGACACCGCUUCAUUAUGCAGCAAGGUUCUGUCAGUUGCCUGAACCAGUCUUAAAACUAUUAAUUGAUGCAGGUGCAGACGUAAAUGCCAUAGAUGUCAACCAAAAAUCGGCCUUAUUCAGUCUUUUGGCUAAUGGAGAUCACAGCCAGACACUUGAUUGGCUCAUUCACACCGCAAGGGCAAACUUAAAAAUAAAAGGAGAUUUUGUGGACAGCUUGACACGUAGGACAAGACAAGGCACGUUGAUACUGCAAGCAGCCAAAUAUGGAAGAUUCUCCUGUUUACAGCUCCUAGUCAACUCAGAGACGGCAAUGCAGAGUCUGCAGUCUGUUUUGACCAGAGAAGAACUGGAUGACGCCAUUGGCAUCAUAAGAAUGCAGCUGUUGAAACUGUCAACAAGAGAACAAAUAGAGAAACUAGGAUCAAUGAUUAUUUUAUUGGAAGAACUGACUCAGAAAUUAUCCAAGAAAAAGAAUAAAUCAAAACAUCAUUCGGUCAUUAAGAGAAGGCCUAACCUUUUGAGGAGGAUAGUAGCUGCUGCGGUUACCAGGACAACAACAACAACAACAACAGCAGGUGUUAAUGGGAAAAAAAUAUAA